Haliotis rubra (blacklip abalone) is the source of this 1457-nucleotide messenger RNA. RefSeq names its product FMRFamide-related neuropeptides-like. Lineage: Eukaryota; Metazoa; Mollusca; Gastropoda; Lepetellida; Haliotidae. The transcript has 2 exons. The record is from RefSeq and is a predicted model, not a curated record. Bases 107 to 745 code for a protein of 212 amino acids.
CAUUCGUCGACGACGAGCAUACAUUAUCCGUGUUUAAAUACCAUCCCGCCUUUCCAACGUCCACUUCCAUCAGACCCGGGGACAUACACAGACAGCACACAGAACCAUGAGAGAAAACGUCGCCCAGGUCCUCGCCCUCGUGGUUGCCGCCCUUGUUCCCAUGGUGAUGCUGGUAAACACAGUGCAGGCUGCGCCGACGGAGUGCGCAGACGGACUUUGUGAUGACAAACUGGCUGCGUCUGAUGGAGCGUUUAGUGAUGGUACUGACUUAGACAAGAGAAUGUCCAAGUUCGUGCGUAUAGGCAAAGGCCACGGUAGUUCUUUCGUUCGGAUCGGCAGGCCACACUCAUUUGUCCGUAUUGGUAAAUCGACUGGACUCGAUUCUGAGUACGAGGAGCCUGAAAAGCGAGGGGGAUCCAACUUCUUAAGAAUCGGAAAGGGCAUGAAUAGAUUUCUGAGAAUCGGUAAAAGUGUAGAUACCGACAAACGGGCGAGCCGGUUCUUGAGAAUAGGCAAAUCUAUGGAAGACGAUGACGAAGAAAUGGACAAGAGAGGCCAUGCUUUUGUUCGUAUCGGCAAAAUUCCUUCCUCUGCAUUUGUAAGGAUUGGCCGUGAGCCUCUCCUGGACCGCAUCAUGAAGAAACCCAGCAGCAGUUUCCUGAGGAUCGGACGAAUGGGGCAGUCAUCAUUUGUGCGCAUUGGCAAGAAGAGUUCCGGUUCUGACGAGGACACCUACAGCGUGUAGACGACUUCCGGUCUGCUGUGCUCGGCCAGGUGAGCCACCUCACACACACAUACACGGAGACAAUACAUCUUGCAGCAGUACAGUCACUUUGCAUCCAUUACAGUGUCUGACAUAUAUCGAUAAACCUACAGGUGAUAUUUCGAAAUACAGGGGUCUUUCUCUUCCACUCUCUUGAACUCAGCUGACUUGCGGCAUGGUGAACAUUUAGAUCUAAGUUGGUGACGGAUGUGUACAUGCUUCUUCUCAACUUCAUCCUAAACAAAGUUUCUCGAUACCCCAAAGGCUAUUGACGCGUACGUGGACUUUCGUAACUGACAAGUGAAAUGCAUCUCAUCGUAAUAAGCUGACAGUCGUCCACUAGAUCCUGUGUCCAGUGGGGUCACGUGUCGAGUAAGGCAUCAGAUCUUAUGUGCAGUCGGAUCAUUGUUCUGGCUGUUCGCUAGAUCAUCAAAGGCACUACCGUAUGGCAGCCGUCUGGAAUUCAUGGCUCCCCGUGCAAUCUGGAGGACGUUUUACAAGCAGCAUCAGACCUUUCCUUGUGGAGGAUACGAGAGUCAAUGUGCAUGUCAUCAACUGACAAUUAUGAGAACUAAAGCAAAAACGCUCCUUAUCAUGACACAACUUGUAUGUAUUUGUAUGUUCAGCGUUUCUGUGAUGCCGAUCGUUUAAGAUAUAUCAGAUGACUGAGAUACAAUAAAAUCUAGUUGUUCAA